UUCCCCUUUCCUUCAAAUUUCCUUAUUUCCUCUCAUUCGUCAUACCCUUUCUUCCUCUUCAGAAAAAAAGAAAAAUCCUUCGGUUUAUAGGUUUACGGUUUAAGGGUUUUUGAAAUCUCAUGGAAACCUCCGCUCCAGAAGCAACGUCUCGCAGAUCGUCGUUCCGUUACUUUCACUGCCGCUGCUUCAGGCGUUGUUGUCGCUGUUUCUGUUGCUUCUACACCUAUCCGUAGGAGGAGGGCUCGGAUUUUUCGCAUAUUUCCUUGCGCAAGUUGGACAUUUUUUUAAAGGUUGAUAGGGUUUAUGGAUUUGCCGCAUGCUCAACCGGGCCCCUAUCUCGGGUUCAAUACACAUACACCGCCUGUUUCAAGAACGUCUAAGGUGGACAGCCCGAUUUCGCUUCAAAUCGAUUCGAGGUUUUGCAAUUCGUUGAACCCGGUUCCGUCCGUUCCGCUACAGCUGCUCGAGCGGAAGGAAGAGAAAAUUGAGCUCGAAAAUGGGGACGACCAAAGUGAAGAUGAGAAAUUCAGCAUUCUGGGGCACUCUGUGUGUUUGAAGAGGCCGAGAGAUGGCCAAUCGUUGGUCUGUACGAACCCUCCAAAGCGUGUUGCGGACGAACCGGGUCUCGAGGCGAGGCAAGCCGCUGUGCGGGCCUGGGGAAACCAGCCGCUAGGGGUGGCGGACCCGGAGAUCCACGCGAUUAUGGAAAAGGAGAAGCAGAGACAGUUCAAAGGGAUCGAACUCAUUGCUUCGGAGAAUUUCGUAUGCCGGGCUGUGAUGGAAGCUCUGGGCAGUCACUUGACUAAUAAGUACUCAGAAGGAAUGCCCGGAGCUAGAUAUUAUACCGGCAACCAGCAUAUUGAUCAGAUUGAAUUUCUCUGUUGCCAGCGCGCAUUGGCGGCGUUUAGUCUUGACUCCGAGAAGUGGGGUGUGAAUGUUCAGCCAUACUCUUGUACCUCCGCAAAUUUCGCGGUUUACACUGGUCUUUUGCUUCCCAAUGAUCGGAUUAUGGGUUUGGAUUCGCCAUCCGGAGGGCAUUUGAGUCACGGGUACUAUACUACGAGCGGGAAGAAGGUCUCCUCUGCUUCGAUAUUCUUUGAGAGUCUCCCUUAUAAAGUGAACCCACAAACGGGUUACAUUGAUUAUGAAAAGCUGGAGGAGAAGGCACUUGAUUUUCGCCCCAAGAUACUUAUUUGCGGUGGGAGUUCGUACCCGAGGGAGUGGGAUUAUGCAAGGUUUAGGCAGAUUGCGGAUAAAUGUGGAGCAGUGUUGAUGUGUGACAUGGCUCAUAUUAGCGGUCUCGUGGCAGCUAAGGAAUGUUCAAGUCCAUUCGAGUACUGUGAUAUUGUUACCUCAACGACUCACAAAAGUCUCCGGGGGCCUAGGGGAGGUAUUAUUUUUUACAGGAGAGGUACAAAAUCAAAAAAACAGGAUUUGAACCUUAGUCAUGGAGAUGGGAGGAAUCAUUAUGAUUUCGAGGAAAGGUUGAACUUUGCCGUGUUUCCAUCAUUACAAGGGGGUCCUCACAAUAAUCACAUUGCUGCUCUUGCCAUUGCUUUAAAACAAGUAGCUACUCCGGAGUAUAAAACCUAUAUGCAACAGGUGAAGAAAAAUGCUCAGGCAUUAGGAUCUGCUUUGCUGAGAAGAAAAUGCAAGCUGGUAACUGGGGGCACUGACAAUCAUUUGUUGCUCUGGGAUCUUACUGCUCUAGGCUUGACAGGCAAGAAUUAUGAGAAGGUCUGUGAGAUGUGUCACAUCGCUCUCAACAAAAGUGCUAUAUUUGGUGAUAAUGGUGCCAUUUCACCUGGAGGCGUAAGAAUUGGUACUCCUGCUAUGACAUCAAGAGGUUGUUUAGAGGCUGAUUUUGAGACAAUUGCAGAGUUUCUACUCAAGGCAGCUCAGAUUACAAGUAUCUUGCAGAGGGAACAUGGAAAGUUACCUAGAGAUUUUCUCAAGGGUCUGCUGAACAAUAGAGAUGUUGUUGAGCUCGGAAAUCGAGUUGAGGAAUUUGCUUCCCAGUUUGCAAUGCCAGGAUUUGACAUUUGAAAAUGUGAAAGAGGCAGGCGGCCUGCAUCAGUAAAAUCAUCAUCCUGCGCGUCUGGGCCUAACCUGUCACUCCACAUGGUAACCCAUCCAUUUUCACCCAUCCCCUCCUGUAAAUUACGCCCGAAAGACAGUCAACAUUUAGAUUAUGUUUCCCAAAAGUUUUACAAGCAUCACUCGCCUGGUCCCUGACUGACUUCUUUUGUGAAAUUGUAAAAUUUAUACCAAAAAAAGCCUGUCCUUUUAUUUUCUGAUAUAUUUGUGAAGGCGUUAUGAAAGUUCUCAAAGUUUUAGUGGUCUGUAGUCAAUAUUUUUUAUUGAAUACAUGUGUAAUUACAGAACUGGGGUAGAUUCGGACAGUUUCUGUUUGAAAUGAGUUAUACACGAAAAAUAUGCGAAUGUUUCCAUUUGAA
This is a messenger RNA of Carya illinoinensis, 2456 nucleotides long. RefSeq names its product serine hydroxymethyltransferase 7. Gene Ontology annotation, biological process: L-serine catabolic process; tetrahydrofolate interconversion; folic acid metabolic process. Gene Ontology annotation, molecular function: cobalt ion binding; zinc ion binding; pyridoxal phosphate binding. The record is from RefSeq and is a predicted model, not a curated record. Gene Ontology annotation, cellular component: cytoplasm. Bases 304 to 2046 code for a protein of 580 amino acids. The transcript has 4 exons. Lineage: Eukaryota; Viridiplantae; Streptophyta; Magnoliopsida; Fagales; Juglandaceae.